Messenger RNA from Sorex fumeus (smoky shrew), 1194 nucleotides. RefSeq names its product purinergic receptor P2X 3 (gene P2RX3). The coding region runs from base 1 to 1194 and encodes 397 amino acids. Gene Ontology annotation, cellular component: plasma membrane; nuclear inner membrane. Lineage: Eukaryota; Metazoa; Chordata; Mammalia; Eulipotyphla; Soricidae. Gene Ontology annotation, biological process: monoatomic cation transmembrane transport; response to ATP. Gene Ontology annotation, molecular function: extracellularly ATP-gated monoatomic cation channel activity; purinergic nucleotide receptor activity; ATP binding. The transcript is spliced from 12 exons. The record is from RefSeq and is a predicted model, not a curated record.
AUGAAUUGCGUGUCUGAUUUCUUCACCUAUGAGACCACCAAGUCUGUGGUGGUGAAGAGCUGGACCAUUGGCAUCAUCAACCGGGCCGUGCAGCUGCUCAUCAUCUCCUACUUUGUGGGGUGGGUUUUCUUGCACGAGAAGGCGUACCAGGUGCGGGAUACAGCCAUUGAGUCCUCGGUGGUGACCAAGGUGAAGGGCUUUGGGCGCUAUGCCAACAGAGUCAUGGACGUGUCCGAUUAUGUCACCCCACCCCAGGGCACCUCUGUCUUCGUCAUCAUCACCAAGAUGAUCGUCACAGAAAACCAGAUGCAAGGCGUCUGCCCGGAGAGCGAGGACAAGUUCCGCUGUGACUCUGACAGCAAGUGCACACCCAAGAGAGUUGCGGGCAGCGGGAUCCUGACAGGCCACUGCGUGAACUACAGCUCUGGGCUGCAGACAUGUGAGGUCCAGGGCUGGUGCCCCACCGAGGUGGACACAGUACACAUGCCGGUCAUGAUGGAAGCCGAGAACUUCACCAUCUUCAUCAAGAACAGCAUUCGCUUCCCGCUCUUCAACUUCGAGAAGGGAAACCUCCUUCCCAACCUGACAGCAGAGGACAUGAAGAAGUGUCGCUUCCACCCGGAAAAGGCCCCGUUCUGCCCCAUCCUGCGGGUGGGCGACGUGGUCAAGUUUGCAGGGCAGGAUUUCGCCAAGCUGGCCAGCACGGGUGGUGUCCUGGGCAUCAAGAUCGGCUGGGUGUGCGACUUGGACAAGGCCUGGGAGCAAUGCAUCCCCAAGUAUUCCUUCACGCGGCUGGACGGCGUGUCCGAGAAGAGCAGCGUGUCCCCAGGCUACAACUUCAGGUUUGCCAAGUACUACAAGAUGGAGAACGGCAGUGAGUACCGCACACUCCUCAAGGCCUUCGGCAUCCGCUUCGACGUGCUGGUCUAUGGGAACGCCGGCAAGUUCAACAUCAUCCCCACUAUCAUCAGCUCUGUGGCAGCCUUCACCUCCGUGGGAGUGGGCACUGUACUGUGUGACAUCAUUCUGCUCAACUUCCUCAAGGGCGCUGACCAGUACAAAGCCAAGAAGUUUGAGGAGGUCAACGACACCACCCUCAAGGUGGCCGCCUCAGCCAACCCCGUGUUCCCCAGCGACCAGGCCACCGAGGAGAAGCAGUCCACGGAUUCGGGGGCCUACUCCAUUGGCCACUAG